AUGCAUAUCCUCUCUUUUUUCUUAGCACUCCUUGCUAUAAUACAUGGAAUACAAGCAGUUGAUUACACUGUCACCAACACUGCUCUCUCUACUUCAGGUGGAAUACGUUUUCGUGAUCAAAUAGGAGAUCAAAAUGCGACACAAACUCUAGACUCUGCCACACGAUUCAUAUGGAAAGUGUUCCAACAAAACAACCCUACCAACCGGAAGAACGUGCAGAAAGUGAGUUUAUUCAUCGACGACAUGGAUGGAGUUGCGUUUACAAGCGGUAAUGAGAUUCAUGUUAGUGCAAGAUACGUUAAUGGCUACAACGGUGACGUGAGAAAAGAAAUUACAGGAGUAUUAUAUCAUGAAAUGACACAUGUUUGGCAGUGGAAUGGAAAUGGUCAAGGUGAUGGUGGAUUGAUUGAAGGUAUAGCAGAUUAUGUGAGAUUGAAAGCAAAUUAUGCACCUAGUCAUUGGGUUAAAGCUGGACAAGGAGAUAAAUGGGAUCAUGGUUAUGAUGUUACUGCUCAUUUUUUGGAUUAUUGUGAUCAUUUAAAAAAUGGAUUUGUGGCAAAGUUGAAUAAGUUGAUGAGGAGUGGUUAUAGUGAUCAAUUAUUUGUUCAGCUUUUGGGGAAGACAGUUGAUCAGUUAUGGAAAGAGUAUAAGGCAAAGUAUGGUAAUAUAGCCUAA
Molecule: messenger RNA, 675 nt
Organism: Lathyrus sativus (Indian pea)
Lineage: Eukaryota; Viridiplantae; Streptophyta; Magnoliopsida; Fabales; Fabaceae
Source: the annotation of a GenBank genome assembly